Molecule: messenger RNA, 3690 nt
Organism: Leptonychotes weddellii (Weddell seal)
Lineage: Eukaryota; Metazoa; Chordata; Mammalia; Carnivora; Phocidae
Source: RefSeq, a predicted model, not a curated record
GUGUUCUUUCUGACAUCUAGCCCCACUCCCAGCCCUCUUUUCUCUCCCUCCCUCCAGGACAAGAGGAGACGGUACAGCAUGCUGCACUCUCAGGGGUCCAGCAGCUCCGUCUUCUACCACUCCCAGGAUGAGGGGCCCAGCCCAGACAGCAGAAACUGUGCCAAGAGCGUGGGGUCACACUUCAACCUGAGGCAGCCCAAAGAUGCCCAGCCAUCCAUCGGAGACUCCACCACUAAUCCUGGUCUAGACUUUUCCCAGCGACGGCGGGCAUAUAGCACCAACCAGAUCACCAACCACAAGCCCUCCCCAAGGGCCCCCACAGCCAGCGACCCCACAGUGCCUGCCAGGAGAUACCGACUUCGGAAAGCCAAGCUUCAGGACCUCACCAACCAGACCAGCACAGAUGCCCCGUGGUGGCAGAUUGAUUUGCAGCCCUUGCUGAACAGUGGUCUGGACCUGAGCCAGGGCCCCAGACUCCACGGCCCAGGAGCCCGCAGGCCCUCUCUGCUGCCCCAAGGCUGCCAGCCCAGCCUGCCUUCCAGCCAGGAGACCCAGACCUGGAGCCCCAUGAAAGAGCCGGAUCUUGGGUCUAGCCUGAAGCCUGCCUCAGACAGCCGUAGCCCUGGGGACCUAGAGCCGUCCCAUCACCCUUCCAACUUCGAGACUGAGACGUCCUCGGACUGGGAGCCCCCGGCAGAGUCCGAGGAGCGGAUCAAUCCCGGCAGGCCCCCCACUCCAGGCCCGGUGCUGGGCAAGGCCGUGGUCAAGGGCUUGCGCGACAGCCAACGUUUGCAGUGGGAAGUGACCUUUGAGCUGGGGCCCCCCGGCCCGGAGCAGGGAGGGGCACACGACGCCGACCUGUGGAGCGAGACCUUCCAUCACCUGGCGGCCCGCGCCAUCAUCCGCGACUUCGAGCAGCUGGCGGAGCGCGAGGGCGAGAUCGAGCCAGGGUCCAGCCGCCGUUACCAGGUGAAUGCUGUGCAUGCCAGCAAGGCCUGCAACGUCAUCAGCAAGUAUACGGUCUUUGUGCCUGUGGACGUGAGCAGGAGCCGGUACCUGCCCACCGUGGUGGGGUACCCCAACUCUGGUGCUGCAUGGCGGAUGAUCAACUCUCAGGUCCUGACCCGACAGUGGAGGGGCGCUGCUGCUGGCUUCGGACGGUCUCAGACCCUGCUCGGGGAAGACUCGGCAGGAGACGGCAAAUUCCAGAACCUAAAUAUGGAGGAAAGCCCCACCGCGCCCUUCAGUGAGAUCACGUCCCCGGGCUGCGAGAAGUAUGUUGCUUCCGAAGGUCCCCUGCGCAGUCUGGCCACCAAUACCCUUUCUUCCUUCAAGACCUCAGACUCUCUCUUUGGAUCCAGGCUGAAUCUGAGCAAGUCCAGGCUGCUGACUCGAGCAGCCAAGGGCUUCCUGAGCAAGCCACUGACCAAGGCUCCAGAGUCAACCCCAGGGAGCCAGAGUUUCGACUAUAUCCCGCUGGUGUCUCUGCAGCUGGCCUCCGGAGCCUUCCUGCUCAACCAAGCCUUCUGCGAGGCCAUCCACAUCCCCAUGGAGAAGCUCAAGUGGACCUCACCCUUCACCUGCCACCGAGUGUCCCUCACCGCCCGCCAGCCUGAGUCUAAGACCCCAAGCCCCCAGCUGUGCCCCAGCCCCUCCGCGCAGCACCCCUCCUGUGAUGGCUUCUCCCCGGAGCCUCUGGGGGAGGCCAAGCCAGGCUGGGAGCCCAGGGCCGUGAUAGAACACACGGGGAAGCUGUGGGCCACGGUGGUAGCAUUGGCGUGGCUGGAGCACAGCUCGGCCUCCUACUUCGUUGAGUGGGAGCUGGUGGCCGCCAAAGCCAACUGGUGGCUGGAGCAGCAGGAGGUGCCCGAGGGCCGCACGCGGGGCACGCUCAAGGCGGCCGCCCGCCAGCUCUUCGUGCUGCUGCGGCACUGGGACGAGAACCUGGAGUUCAACAUGCUCUGCUAUAACCCGAAUUACGUGUAGUCGGGGCGGGAAGGGAGGAGAGGGAGGGGACCGUGCGGGCCUGGCGGGGGGAGCUUUUGCAGCUGUAGCCAAUAUAACGGUUGCUAGAAAGAGCCCUGGACUGGCAGUCAGGAGGCCUGAGUUCAAUCCCAACUUUGCUACCACCUAGCUGUGCGAUUGUAGGCCAGCCCCUACCCCCUCUCUGGGCCUCAGUUUCCCCACCUGUAAAAUAAGUGCGUGAGGUGAGGGAGUUGGACUAGAUCUCUAGACGCUCCCAAGGUUCCUCUCGGCCGGAUGCCCAGGCAGCCGUGGGGUGGGGAGAGAGAAAAUACAGUUUAAACCCCAGUUCUCUCUGGAAGAGGGUCCCGUGGGCAACGCCCCCCAAAAUAAAAGGGUGGAUGAGCGAACCCAAAAACUGUCAGUAACCAGACCCGCGAGUUCGCGUCUAGGCACGGGAGGCCACCUUGUCUCCACGGUGACAGUCCAGCACCCCGAAAUCCCACUUACAAACCCACUGGAGAACCAUCCUUCCCAACAUGUUACAAAGAGUCACUCAGGGGCCUUUUCCCUGGGCUUGGAAGCCCUUAGUAUAUUCUAGUUUGCAGACUCUCGGUGACCUCCAGUCUGAGAAGAGGAGGCGGGAGGCCAAGGGGAGACCCCCUGCCAGUGGAGGUGUGAAAACCAAGCUUCAGUCUGUGCAAAAAUAGUCCAAACAAAAUAGACAUGGUCACAGAAGCCGGUGGAGAAACCAGGCAACACCUUAAAUAAUUUGCACAGUUUUAGGAAUUGUACGAGGCGACCUCCGCUGGCGCUGAGGGGCACGCGAGCCCCCGCGUCGGCUCCAUUCUGGGGUCUCGGGGUCCCUCUCUGCAACAAAGAACCAGUGCUUGGCUGCAGUGCAUUUGGGGCCAGGAGCUUCAGCUGGGAGGGGGAUUUAUUCAAAGAAAUGAAGGACUCUUGAAUUGUCCAGCAGAGAGACCCUGGGCACUUCCCUCUCUCAAGCCCACAUGUACCCUGUGGUGACAGGCGCAGCCUCAGAUUCCCUGGGGGCUGGCGCCCAGUCGUCUCUGCCCUGAAGACUCCUCUGGAAGUCCAGCAGCCUGGGACUCCAGGCUGAACCCACACACCACCCUCUCCAGGCCUUAAUGUCUCUUCACCAAGUGGUCCCUUCGGGCCCCAGGGCCCUGGCACAAAGCCAGUCCCUCUCCAGGGAGAUCUGGAGGUCCCCACAGAGCAAACUGACCUGUGGAGGGGCUGUGGGCUCUGGCACACGUCCCAGCCUCACGAAGACUCGAGAAAUGCCUGGUCUUCAGCAGGUGCGGAGGGAGAGAGGGGCUCCAGCAGAAUGCCCUUCGGGCGUAGAGAAGAAGAUGUGGUAUCCUGCCCCCCACACGCCUGCCCUGGAUUUGGGGCCCUGCCCUGCCCGCCUGCUGUGCUGCAAAAUCCCCCAGGAGGGCCUCCCUCCCCUGGGGUCCUGCUGAGGCUCCGAAAACCUGGUGAUCCAUCCCCAAGGGAGGGGAAGGGGCUGGAGACCUCAUAUAAAGUCCUGUCUGCUGCUUGGCUGAGUGUUGUGCUUUAGAAUCACCCUCUGGGGAGGAACCCAGCCGGGCAGUCACCAGCACCGUGGCCACCACCACCCCAGGUGGCGCAUGGAUGACAGUCUGGGCCGUUGGCUUAAAAUCAGUGCCACUUAGCGGGAUAAGGGUUUUAGGCUCUCUUGCUCAA